CCUGAUGAAGGCGCAAAGAGGAAGGUCGUUUCUCCGCGUGCAUUCGAGAUCAGAGGCAGCAGAGAUGGUUCCUCCAGAAACUGGAUGCUCCUCAUCAGAUUAUCAGCUUCCAGGAGCCUGCCUACUGCACUCAAGGAUCGCACAGGGGAGUGCAGCCUGCCCUCUUUCCGGGUGAUAUUUAUGUGGGGUUUCUGGCUCCUGGCUGGGCUGUGUGCUACCCCUACAGAAACAGCAGCCUGGAGCAUUUCAGUGCAGGUUGGGGGAAUUUUUCGGCUCAGCCAAGUUGCAUGGAUGCUCUAAAUGCCUGCAGGACAGAGAACUCCUGAAUCUGGCCAUGGGAUGCAUUGGCACGCCGAGAGGAGCCCUCCUUUAAGAUGGGGAAUAAGCAAACGAUAUUUACUGAUGAACAGCUAGAUGCCUAUCAGGAUUGCACCUUCUUCACACGAAAGGAAAUACUUCGGUUGCACGGCCGAUACCACGAACUGGCCCCAAACAUGGUACCCAUGGACUAUACCAGGAAUCCAGAUGUUAAACUACCUAUACAGCUCAUAGUAAACAUGCCAGAGCUAAAGGAUCUUAUGAAUUCCGUCUUUCUGCAGGAGAACCCCUUCAGGGAGAGGAUCGUCCACUCUUUCUCUGAAGACGACGAGGGGAGCCUGAGCUUCAACGACUUUGUCGACAUGUUCUCUGCACUCAGUGAAACGGCACCCCGAGAGCUGAAAGCAAUCUAUGCCUUUAAGGUCUAUGAUUUUAACGUGGACAACUUCAUUUGUAAAUCUGACCUGGAACAAACCCUCAACAGGCUGACGAAAGAAGAGUUGACAGAAGAAGAAGUUAGUCUGGUGUGCGAGAAAGUCAUCGAGGAGGCUGAUAUGGAUGCGGACGGAAAGCUUAACUACACCGAUUUUGAAAACAUGAUUUCCAAGGCUCCAGACUUUCUCAGCACGUUCCAUAUACGAAUCUGAAAACGCUGGUGUGAGCCACUGGAAAUCACUUGACAUCCGUCUUGCCUCUCAGAAGCUCAGGCAACGUGUGGGUUUUCAUUUUCCAGUAUGACCUUAGUUUGGCAACAGGGACUCAGAUAAGCUUGGACUUCUGCCACAGUAUGAAAGGGUCCUGGAUUUCCAAGUUCUUUGGGUUACCUAUGGAGGUUUUUUGUUGCUCAUCACAGUUGACUAACAAUGUUGUGGUGUAAAGUGGUGGGGUUGUUAUUUUUUUUAACUAGACAGAAUGUUGUCCAAUGUAUCACCCUGUGAUUUUUAUACUUGUAAAGAUUUGAUAAUGUUGUCCCUCAAAGCAAAAAAACAAAACCCUCCCACAAAAUCGCACCCCAACAGCAAAUGAUCUAGAAGAUAUGCUGAGUCAACCAGAAAAGAUCAAAAUGCUGGCCUUAAAAGUUGAUGUCUCCAUCGUUGCAUAGCACAGUGCAAGGUCUAUUCCGAGCAGUAACAGACAUUGAUGGAUGUCUACAAUCAAGAUUGUAUUCGUAGAGUAGAAGAUGAUGGGGACACUGGAUUUUUGCCAUUGGGGUCAUAUCAUUGGCUUCGGUAAUUGUGCAGCUAGUGGAAUGUGGAUGCUCAUAACCUUAACGAAACUUGAACCAUGUUCCUUUUCUACUUCAUUUGCAUAAGAACUUAAUUUCUUUCUGCAAACAGACUCUUUGGAUUGUGCCUUUGGCGUUCAAGGAGGUCAAUAUUCCCUCUAAGAGAGAGUCCCAGAUGUUGUUGACUACAACUUCCAAAAUCUCUAAGCAAAAGCCAUUGCAGCGGAGGAUUCUGGGAGUUGUAGUCAACAACGUCUGGGAAUUCCUCUUAGAGGGAACACUGGCCUUGUUUAUUCUCAUAUCCUCAACCAAUUAUUAUAAUAACAGAUGGCAAAAAAGCACCCCUAAAGACCCAUCAAGAAUAUACUCAUGAAGCACAUCAUCAACAAAAAGGACAUUUUCCUGCUUUUAUAUUUUUAAAGAAAAGCCAGCUAUGCAAAUCUCCCUCGUCAAAUGCACGAUUGCAACUUCCUUUCUCCACUCUCACUCUCUUUUCUCACAAAGCAGCUUCAUGGCGUCUCUCCUUUAAGUCUCGACUGAAAACUGGGGCAUGACGACAAUCACACCAUGCACCAUCACUGUUCUCUAACAGUCUGAAAUGAAGGGCUCCGAUCCACACCUAUGGCUUCUGUAUCUAAGGCCUCCAUGAUUAAAACUCUCACU
Hemicordylus capensis (graceful crag lizard) is the source of this 2206-nucleotide messenger RNA. It is a transcript of the gene CIB2, whose product is annotated as calcium and integrin binding family member 2. The record is from RefSeq and is a predicted model, not a curated record. Lineage: Eukaryota; Metazoa; Chordata; Lepidosauria; Squamata; Cordylidae. Gene Ontology annotation, molecular function: calcium ion binding. The transcript is spliced from 6 exons. The coding region runs from base 375 to 965 and encodes 196 amino acids.